CCUAACAGCUGAUUCAGUAAACAAUCAACUUCCCCCGCCCAGUACUGAGGCAACGAGAGAACUGGUGGUGGUUAUGUACUGGGGGUAGAACAGCAGGUGGAGGGUUGAAAGACAUAACUGAUGGAAGAAUAGAAGGAACAUGGUGUCUUUUGUUAGUUGAUUAGAUUCCAAGCCCCAACCACCAACUCCGGCCAUGGGGUCAGUACGUGCUGCCCAUGAGGCCUUUGUGACGGGACAUAGCGGCACCACGCCCCAGGAUGUGGUGCUGGCGGUGUCCUCAGCCUUUCCUGCCACACUGCUGGUUGCCGCCACUGUGCAGGGCCGCCUUGGCUGGCAGUGGUUCCUACUGGAAUGUGUUCUUCUGGUGACUCCCGUUGCUCUGGGCUUCACCAUACUGGCCAGCUAUACCCUCCACAUGCUGCUGGCCACCUCACUCCUUGCCUUGCUUCUCUCGUGGGUUGCCAGGAGCCGUGUCACUGCCUGGAAUGGUCACAACAAGGCAGGGAAGGCAAGCGUUGAGUCAGCUGGGAAGCGUGUGGGGUGUGUGACUUGCUACCGGGCUCUUCUCAACCUGGCCACCACCAUUGCCAUCCUUGCUGUAGACUUCCAUUGCUUCCCAAGGCGGUUCGCCAAGACAGAGGUGCGGGGCUACAGUGUGAUGGAUGUGGGGGCGGCUGGUUACGUCAUCGCCAAUGCCUUAGUGGAGGGUCGACGUCAGGCUUCCUACAGGGCGGUGUUGAAGGAUGCGGUGUUGCUGGUGUGUCUGGCGGUGGUGCGGCUAGUGAUGGUGUGGGCGGCAGACUACCAACACCACAUCACUGAGUAUGGUGUUCACGGGAAUUUUUUCUUCACUCUGGCAGCACUCAAGCUGACAUGCUCCUGGUGGGCCUGGCGACUGGGAACCAUUGGCAACCUGGUACUCAUGCUUGCACUGUGCCUUGGCCACCACCUCCUCCUGACUGUAGGGGGCGUAGGAGCAUGGACACUGGGGCCGGCACCUCGCGAUUCCUUCCUCAGUGCCAACAGGGAGUGGUUCGUGUCCAUGCCAAGCUAUGCGGCACUGUACUUCACUGGUGCCGGCAUUGGGACCUAUGUGUGUGACAGGAGCAAGAGGGCCACAGUGCCACACUUCCUCUGGACCGUGGUGGUGGCCAGUGCCGUCAGCCUGGCACUGUUGCACUUCUAUGUCGACCCAGCCUCUCGUCGACUUGGCAAUGCUGCAUUUGUGGCCUUCUCUAUCCUGUACUCCACCCUCACCUUAGCAAUCUUCUCCCUGCUGGACAUCUGGAUCCCUAAGUUGCUGCCUGGUGUCUCCUCCAUCCCUAGGAUCCUUCAGGCUAUCAACCAGCGCCCUCUACUCAACUUCCUCCUGUCCAAUCUUGCCACUGGGCUUAUCAACAAGAGCAUCAACACCCUCACUGUCUCACCACCAUGGGACUUCUGUGUGGUGUUAGGGUAUACUUGGUCUGUUAUUGCAGUGGUGUACUUCCUGUUAAAGGGUGAUUUGAGGAAAGGUGAAGUGUUCGUGAGUGUUGUAUGGUGUUGGGGUAUUGCUUGUUGUCUUUGUAUGGUGUUGUGUUUCCCGUUCAAGGGUGAUAGUUUGUCUUUUGUCAUGUUUGUUGUCAGGUUUAAUUUAUUUUGUUGUGAUUCAUUGAGUUGUUCAGGUGUGUGUAUGUAUCCAGGUGUGAAAGCAAUGAAUGAGGCUUGUUUUCUAUGUUACCUGACUCUAAUUAACUUACCUGAGCUUAGAAUUGUAUGGGUUUGUGCAACAUUCCAGCGAUAAUUGAGCAUAUAUGUACACGUAUGUAUGUAUGUAUGUAUAUAAACCUGAAUUUUGUAUACACCCAUAAAAAAUAACACAAAUAGAACAGUUCUUUUAUUUCUAGUCAUUUUACAGCUCAGGGUAUAGUACAAAGCCACAUAUUUCCUAUUCUCCCUACUACCCAACAAUAAAAUUUAUAUAAAGCUA
Portunus trituberculatus (swimming crab) is the source of this 1969-nucleotide messenger RNA. RefSeq lists its product as uncharacterized. The record is from RefSeq and is a predicted model, not a curated record. The transcript is spliced from 9 exons. NCBI's taxonomy places the organism in Eukaryota, Metazoa, Arthropoda, Malacostraca, Decapoda, Portunidae. Gene Ontology annotation, molecular function: glucosaminyl-phosphatidylinositol O-acyltransferase activity. Bases 194 to 1783 code for a protein of 529 amino acids. Gene Ontology annotation, cellular component: endoplasmic reticulum; membrane. Gene Ontology annotation, biological process: protein localization to plasma membrane; GPI anchor biosynthetic process.